This is a messenger RNA of Clupea harengus (Atlantic herring), 3068 nucleotides long. It is a transcript of the gene efemp1, whose product is annotated as EGF-like fibulin extracellular matrix protein 1. The record is from RefSeq and is a predicted model, not a curated record. Lineage: Eukaryota; Metazoa; Chordata; Actinopteri; Clupeiformes; Clupeidae. Gene Ontology annotation, molecular function: calcium ion binding.
UACUGCAAUUGUAUGAAACCUGUCCUGGGCACCGCCUCCAACAUUCCAGAGAGACCGCAUGUUCACAAUGACUACUGCGAGCCUUUAACACUUCACGUAAAUCUGGAAGUUGCUGAAUGCUUUCUCUUACGUCAAGCCGCCACGAUUUGGAGCAUCACUUGAAUUACUACUUCUGCAGAAGUUCUGAGGUCAAACAGGACAGAGAAACUGCCGACUGUCACAAUGCAUGGAUUCUUCCUGAUAACAGCAACUUUCAUCUGUGUUGUGUCGCAGGAGGCAGAGGAGCCGAUAACAUACACGUGCACUGAUGGUUAUGAGUAUGAUCCCAUCAGGCAAGUGUGCAAAGAUAUUGAUGAAUGUGCCAUUUUGUCUGACGCCUGUAAAGGGGGCAUGAAGUGCAUCAACCACUUUGGCGGAUACCUUUGCCUUCCUCAGAACGCUCAGAUCUUUGUCAGUAAUGGCGAUGAGCCCAGCGUGCCUGCGGACCCCAGCUCCGCCAGCAUCCCCAGCCACCCGACUCGUACCCAGUCCAACCGAAGAGUGGUCCAGUCUGGCGGGGGCCGAACAGUGCGCUGCAGUCCCGGCUUCACCCUGGAUGAACAGAAUCUCUGCAGAGAUACUGAUGAAUGUGCAACCGGCUCCCACACCUGCAGUGGCGAUCAGACCUGCUACAACACCAGAGGGUCCUUCAGCUGUCAGUGCCAGCCUGGGUACCAAAAGAUGGGGGACCAGUGUGUGGAUAGAGAUGAGUGUCUCAUAUCCCACUACUGCAUGCACAGAUGUGUCAACACGGUUGGCUCCUACUACUGUGAGUGUGACAUUGGCUAUAAGCUGUCCAACAACAACCACAGCUGCGUGGAUCUUGAUGAGUGCGAGACUGAUAAUCCCUGUGAGCAUCAGUGCUUCAACCUCAUGGGCUCUUUCGUAUGCCAGUGUAAUCAGGGCUAUGAGCUGGCAUCAGACUCGGUCAACUGUGUAGACAUUGACGAGUGUGCCUUCUCCAGCUCCAUGUGUCAGUAUGUGUGCAUGAAUAACCCAGGGGGAUACUCCUGCACCUGCCCCGAUGGAUACCAGCUGCAGGGAACAAGAAUGUGCCAGGACAGUAAUGAGUGUGAAACUGGUCACACCUGCACAGAGGAAGAGACGUGUUGGAAUUACUAUGGAGGCUUCCGCUGCUAUCCCAGAAAUCCUUGCCAGGAGCCGUAUGUAAGGACCUCAGAAAAUCGAUGUGUGUGCCCAUCCUCAAGUGUGUGCCGUGGCAUGGCCCAAUCCAUCGUGUACAAGUACAUGAACAUCUACUCGGACCGCUCCGUGCCAGCGGACAUCUUCCAGAUCCAGGCCACCAACAUCUACCCCAACACACACAACACCUUCAGGAUCAAGUCUGGCAAUGAAGGAGGGGAGUUUUUCCUCAGACGUGUCAGCAAUGUUGGUGCCAUGCUGGUGAUGACCAAGUCCUUGAGUGGACCCCUAGAGGUGAUCCUGGACCUGGAGAUGAUGACGUACCACACUGCCAUGAACUACCGCUCCAGCUCCUUACUACGGCUCACCAUCGUCGUGGGACCUUACCCCUUCUAGUGGUGACAUCUGUCGCUUCACCAUGUAUGCAUAUGCACUGUGCUACAGUAUAGCUAUCUAAUGCAGCAAUGGCAAGACUUAAGGGAUGGCUUGCUUUGUGUGUGAGUAAGGUGUGUUAUGAAUGUGUGGCUCUAUACACACUCUUUUCAGCGCUAAAAACCGAAUUAUAGCUAUAUUCCAACUAUGUUUUAAUGAACAGUGUCCCUUAUUAACCUUACUUUUAGUAGGGAGAAAUAAAUGAAACGGUCUGUGCACUGAAAUAUGCACUUCUAUUAUAUAGCCCAGGAUAAAAUAAGAUAGUUGGCUUCAUUAAAUUAAGUUCUAAGAAGACCUCAUCACCUGGAGCUUUAUGGUCACCACCUAACCUUACAUGAGUAAUGUUGUUUUAUACUGGGGGGCCCCAAUGACACCUCACCUUACAUGAGUAAUGUUUUAUACUGGGGGGCCCCAAUGAUAGAAGAAUUUAUGACAGUUUUUGGAAACAAAUGGAGGAUGUUGAUGCAAUUGACAUGCUAAGAUAUGUUCUUUAAAAUUGCCUUUCAAUUUCAGCCAAAGAAUCCAAAAGCAGUCUACCAGACCAGAACAGAUCUUGGUACCCUUCCAUUGGAUAUGCUGCCUUAUUUUGUACACAUAGCAAGUGGAACGUAAUGAAGACUAUUUGCUUCUUUACGAUUCAGACUGAAGCACUAUUGAAGAAUGAAAUGAUUUGUAAUGUAAUAUCCAGGAAUAGGAGAAAAAACCUACACGUGCUCAAGGGAGCUGAGUCAGAGGGCACAUUGAUGGUGUCAGUGAAUGAGUGUGUGUACCUUUUUAUGUGGUUGUAUGAUGCUACUGCCAUAAGCUUGGAUCACUUGUACUUCUCUAUGAGUAGUGCUUGAUGACUAGUCUCUGUGGCACACUGACAAGAACUAAGCUCUGGCAGUGGCAGUGGCAGUGGCACCGAUCGGUAGGGCUCUCUCAUAACACAGUGUGGUUGUAAUGUGCUCCAAAGAAACAAUUUGAUCACGUAUAGUGGUUCUAGUGACUAAUUCUGGCUGAGACAGUUAUUGAUGAAAUCUCACCCUGUCCAAUCGGGCUGAUUUAGUCAAGUAAUGAAACUGUAAGUAUAUACACUACUUGAAAGUGAAACGUCAUAUAGAAUAUCUCUUAAGUGGUCCGCGACACCUUAGGCACUUUUUGUGAUAUUUACUCAAGCACUGAGAGUAAAAACAUCGUAUUUUUCUGUUUUUGGUCUAUUUCUGUUGUUUCACUUAUGUUCAGAGAGCUGUUCUACAGAGAAGUUAAGCAUGUACUUAUCUGGUUGAAUCUCCAAAACAGUAUUGAUCACGUAACAUUAUCAGUUUCAUCAGUUAAGUUUCUAUGAGUGCCAAAUAACAAAAUGCACAUUGACAACUUUUUUAUUUCUGUAUUUAAAAUGUAUUUCUCAUAUUAACCACAGUAUUUUCAACUAUUAAUGAAAAGUGUUGUGAAAAAUAAACCUAAUUAAUAAA